AUGGACAUUGAUUCGAAGAUUAAGGCUUACCGCUUCGUCGGUUAUGCCGCCGUCUGCUUCUCAGCCAUGGCUGUUCUUUCGGUCUGCAUCACCCUCCCAAUGGUGUACAACUACGUGCAACACGUGCGUACCCAAAUGCACCAGGAGCUCUACGCCUGCAAGGGAUCCGCCAAGGACGUGUGGAACUCGGUCUACUCGAUCCGCGAGCUCCCACUCGCCGCCAACCGUACCGCCCGUUCCACCUACAACGAGCAGUGCGCCGGAUGCUGUCUGCCAGGACCACAAGGACCACAAGGAACACCAGGAAAGCCUGGAAAGCCAGGAAAGCCAGGAGCACCAGGACAACCGGGAACUCCAGGACGUCCACCACAGCAGCCUUGCGAGCCAACCACUCCACCACCAUGCCAACCAUGCCCACAAGGACCACCCGGACCACCAGGACCACCAGGAAUUCCAGGAGACAACGGACCAUCCGGUGAGCCAGGACCAAAGGGACCAGACGCCGCGCCAGGAGAGCCAGGACCAAAGGGACCACCAGGACCACCAGGACCACCAGGACAAGCCGGAGCACCAGGAGAGCCAGGAGCACCAGCCAAGUCUGAGCCAGCCGUUCCAGGACCACCAGGACCACCAGGACAGCCAGGACAACAAGGACCACCAGGACCACCAGGAUCCAACGGAAUCGACGGAGCUCCAGGAGCACCAGGACCAAAGGGAGAGCCAGGAACUCCAGGAGAGCCAGGAAAGGACGGAGAGCCAGGAAAGCCAGGAACUCCAGGACAAGACGGUACUCCAGGAGAGAAGGGAAUCUGUCCAAAGUACUGCGCUUUGGACGGAGGAAUCUUCUUCGAGGACGGAACCCGCCGUUAA
This is a messenger RNA of Caenorhabditis remanei, 870 nucleotides long. RefSeq lists its product as uncharacterized. NCBI's taxonomy places the organism in Eukaryota, Metazoa, Nematoda, Chromadorea, Rhabditida, Rhabditidae. Gene Ontology annotation, molecular function: structural constituent of cuticle. The transcript has 3 exons. The record is from RefSeq and is a predicted model, not a curated record. Bases 1 to 870 code for a protein of 289 amino acids.